AUGGUUGCUUCAUGUUCGGGUCGUGCAUUAGACGCGUAUUUCUUGCCGUCCGAUGACAUUUUGAGCGACUUGGAACUUCCCCCAGCAAACUCUUCAUACUGGAAUACAUACCAGAACAGUCAAUGGAUGGCCACAAUCUCGUCCCAACUCUACCCUCAGAGCUCAUAUUACACCACUGUCAGCCAAUAUGCACCGAGUUCUGCCUACACCGAUAGCUUGAAGACGAAUUCGAGUGCCUAUCUGUAUCAUCCCUCGGGUAGCGCUAUACGACCACUCCCGCCUUCAGUCGCGCCGACGAGGGUGCGGCCUGCGAGGACAACAAACGCAAAUACGGUUGCACUGGGCCCUUCUACCGCAGCUAUUCAACCUCAUCUCACAGGAGCAACGACAUCAAGCGCUGUCGGCAGGAACCCCGUCCAACCAACGGCAGCUAGCCCACCCACAGCAAGAAUCAAAGCCCAACCGGUGCCAGUUUAUCCACAGCUUGCGUCGUGGGCUGCACAAAUCGACGCCAAAUCUCUGAGAAACUUGAAGGAAAGCUAG
Serendipita indica DSM 11827 is the source of this 543-nucleotide messenger RNA. The record is from the annotation of a GenBank genome assembly. NCBI's taxonomy places the organism in Eukaryota, Fungi, Basidiomycota, Agaricomycetes, Sebacinales, Serendipitaceae.